AUGGGUUUGAUCCUUUUCCUUAUUCUUACCCCUUCCCUCGCCCUGGCCCCCCUCUCCCCCCUCUCCCCCCCCUUUCUCUUCCCCCACUCUCCCGUCUCUCCAAACCCUCGACCAGGCAUCCCAGGUGUGGCACGGCACUUAUCCUUCCUCUCCAUCCACCGCCCCCCCUCCUCCCCCUCCUUCCCCCUCUCCUCCUCCCCCCUUGCAUCCUCCGCGCCCCCUCGCCAUUUGCUGCUGGGGCGGACCGACACCAUCGUGAGCGUUACUGACGGGGAGGGGGAGCUGCGCGGCGGAGGGGGGCAGGGGGAGCGGGGGAAGCAGGGGGGGAACGGGAGAGGCGCGGAGCAGGGGGAGCAGGGUGCGGGGGUGCGGAGAGAGGGGGAGAAGCCGGAGCCAUGUGCGCCUGAGGAGGAGGAGCGAUGCGAGGAGGCGUACGGCUGGCUGCCGUGCAGCACGUCAGUGGGGGGCAACGCGUUCCUCAUGGUGGCGUACGGUUACAUCAUCCUCGUUGCUGCCAAGCUCAUUUCCGACGGCUCCGAGCUGCUGCUGCAGGUGCUGGAUCCGGGUCUGAUCGGGGGGCUGUUCCUGCCCAUGCUGGGAGCCAUGCCAGACACAGUGCUCAUUCUGGUGUCCGGGCUGGGAGGCAGCAAGGAGGAGGCGCAGGAGGAGGUGCUGGUGGGCAUGGGCGUGCUGGCGGGCAGCACCGUCAUGAUCCUCACUGUCGCCUGGGGGGGCUCCCUGCUCUGCGGCCGCUGCGACCUGGAGGAGAAGCAGAGGAGCGACGGGAGUGUGGAUCUGGUGGCCAGGGAUAAGACGCUCACCCGCCCCUGGGACCUGAAAGGCACAGGGGUGACAACGGACGAGCAGACGCGCCUGGGAGCGUGGAUCAUGAUGGCUACAGUAGUGCCCUUCCUCAUCAUGCAGGUGCCGUUCAUAGAUGGGGGGCAGUACCCCGAGUACCAGGCACGCAUCACGGCACUGCUGGGGCUUCUGCUCUCCACGACCGGCCUCGUUGCAUAUUGCGCCUACCAGGUGCUGUCCCCCUGGCUGCAGUCGUCCAAGAUCAACCACGCACGCAUGCACCUCAUGCGAGCGCGUGCCCUGCACCACCUGCACGACCUGGCGCUGCAGAACACGUGGGGCGGGCUGCUGCAGCCCGACGGCACGCCGAACCGCGAGACGAUCCACCGCGUGUUCCGGCACUUUGACGAGGACGGCAACGGCACGCUCUCCCGCAGCGAACUCAAGGGGCUCGUGCUCGGCCUCAGCAUUCGCAGCCAGGUACCAGGAGACGUGCCGGCAGACGAUGAGGUGGCAGCAUGGAUGCGCGACUUUGACUCCAACUCCGAUGGCGAGAUCGGCCAUGAGGAGUUCAUGUCAGGCAUGCAGCGGUGGAUCACCCACCACUCCUCGCCCUCCCAUCGCCCCUCCACCAUGUCCCUCCUCAGAGGCGCCAGUGCGGACAACAAGUUCUGGGAGGGGCAGCUGGCGAACGCCAAGGGGCAGCUGGAGGGGCUGGAGCAGGAGCUAGAGGAGGAGGUGGAGGACGAGGAGGAGGAGGAGGUCGUCAAAACGCCCGCACAGAUCUACCGCGAGGCGAUAAUGCUCAUAGCAGGCGGGGCGGUGCUGGUGGGGUGCUUUGCAGACCCCAUCAUUGGCUCCAUCACUGCCUUCUCCAGGGCAUCAAACAUCCCGGCCUUCUUUGUGGCGUUUGUGGUGACGCCGCUGGCGUCCAACGCGAGUGAGCUCGUCUCCUCGCUCUACUUCGCCAUGAAGAAGCGCCGCCGCACCGCCUCGCUCACCUACUCACAGGUCUACGGCGCCAUCACCAUGAACAACACCAUGUGUCUGGGCACGUUCCUGGCGCUGAUCUAUUUCCGCGGCCUGGCAUGGGAGUUCAGUAGCGAGGUUGUUAUCAUCCUCCUCAACACCUUUGUGGUCGGCCUCCUGGGCGGCAGCCGCCACACCUUCCCCACCUGGAUGGCGUUCCCUGUCCUCUUGCUCUACCCAGCGUCGCUUGCCAUUGUGGCUUCUUCCGUCGUUCCACUGCAGCACUCAUUCCUCACCAUGGCGACCGCUCCCGUUUCCUCGGCGAUGAAGGCCUCCCUCUCCACGAGCAAGGCGUCCCUCGCUUCCCCCGUGGUCUCCGGCCCUGCCUCCGCCAACAUCGCGCGCUUCGACGGGCUCAAGUCGGCCUCCGCCUUCGCCGGCGCCAAGCCCACCCCUCAGGCCGCUCAGCUGGGCACCAAGUCCUCGGCGGUGCAGAGCAGCGAGGCGCAGCGCGGCGUGGUGCGGUGCGAGCAGACGGAGCCCGGCAUGAAGCUGGUGUUCGUGUCGGCGGAGGUGGCGCCGUGGAGCAAGACGGGCGGCCUUGGCGACGUGCUGGGCGGCCUCCCCCCCGCGCUCGCCGCCAGGGGCCACCGCGUGAUGACGGUGUCGCCGCGCUACGACCAGUACAAGGACGCCUGGGACACUGACGUCAUCAUCGAUGUGAAGGUGGGCGACGCGGUGGAGAAGGUGCGGUUCUUCCACUGCUACAAGCGCGGCGUGGAUCGCGUGUUCGUGGACCACCCGUUGUUCCUGGCCAAGGUGUACGGCAAGACGGGCAGCAAGGUGUACGGGCCCAAGACGGGCGUGGACUACGACGACAACGUGCUGCGCUUCUCGCUCUUCAACCAGGCGGCGCUCAUGGCGCCCAAGGUGCUGGCGCUCAACAACAACCCGUACUACUCGGGCACGUACGGCGAGGACGUGGUGUUCGUGGCCAACGACUGGCACACGGGCGUGCUGCCGGCGUACCUCAAGGUGCUGCAGCAGCAGGGCCACUUCCGCCAGGCCAAGGUCGCCUUCUGCACGCACAACAUCGCGUACCAGGGCCGCUUCGUGCCCAGCGACUUUGACCGCCUCAACCUCCCCGACUCCUUCCGCCCCUCCUUCGCCUUCACUGACGGGUACGCGACGCCGGUGAAGGGGCCGAAGAUCAACUGGCUGAAGGCGGGGUUCCAGGAGGCGGACAUGGUGCUGACGGUGUCGCCCAACUACGCGACGGAGCUGCAGUCGGGGCCGGCCAAGGGCGUGGAGCUGGACGACGUGAUUCGCGCCACGGGCAUCAAGGGCAUCGUGAACGGCAUGGACGUGUCGGAGUGGGACCCGUCGGAGGACAAGUUCCUCGACGCGCGCUACGACGCGUCCAACGUGCUCGAGAUCAAGCCGGCGCUCAAGGAGGCGCUGCAGGCGGAGGUGGGGCUGCCGGUGCGCGCGGACGUGCCGGUGCUGGCGUUCAUCGGGCGGCUGGAGGAGCAGAAGGGGUCGGACAUUCUGUCGGCGGCCGUGGAGGAGAUUCUGGCGGGCGACGUGCAGCUGAUCGUGCUGGGCACGGGCAAGAAGUACCUGGAGCAGCAGCUCGAGGCGCUCGAGGCCAAGUACCCCGACAAGGCGCGCGGCGUCGUCAAGUUUAACACCCCGCUGGCGCAUCUCAUGACGGCCGGCGCCGACUUCAUGCUCGUGCCGUCGCGCUUCGAGCCGUGCGGGCUGAUCCAGCUGCACGCCAUGCGCUACGGCACCGUGCCCAUCGUGGCGUCCACGGGCGGGCUUGUCGACACCGUGAAGGACGGCGUCACAGGCUUCCAGAUCGGCGAGUUCAACGUCGACUGCGAGGCGGUGUAUCCGGAGGACGUGGCGACGCUGGCGGCGGGAGUGCAGCGCGCGCUCAAGGUGUUCGGCACGCCGGCGUUCGACCAGAUGAUUCUCAACGGCAUGGCGCAGGACCUGUCGUGGAAGGGCCCCGCCAAGGAGUGGGAGGAGACGCUGCUCUCGCUGCAGGUCGAAAACUCCUCGCCCGGCCAGGCCGACGGCGUCGAAAUCGCGCCCAAGGCCCUCGCCAACGUCGCCGCUCCCUAA
Closterium sp. Naga37s-1 is the source of this 3900-nucleotide messenger RNA. The record is from the annotation of a GenBank genome assembly. Lineage: Eukaryota; Viridiplantae; Streptophyta; Zygnematophyceae; Desmidiales; Closteriaceae.